AUGGUUAAAGCAAGAACCAGACGUAACAAUCAUCGUCAAAGGGAGGAGGCACGUAGGCAGCAAGAUUUCUUACGACGUCAGCAAAUGGAGGAAGAGCAGCGAAUGCCUGGGUUUCAGGAUGUUGAAGGUAUGGAAACUAAGAAUGAAGACAUUGAGUUACCAUUUUUUGAUCUGGACACUAUUGCAAUUGCCACUAAGAACUUCUCUUCCAAAAAUAUGAUCGGAGAGGGAGGUUUUGGUCCUGUUUGUAAGGGUAAGGUAGCAACGGGACAAAAAAUAGUAGUCAAGAGGCUUUCGAAUAAUUCUGGACAAGGCCUACAAGAGUUCACAAAUGAAGUUAUUUUGAUUUCCAAACUUCAACACCGGAAUCUUGUUAAGCUAUUGGGCUGUUGCAUUGAAGGAGAAGAGAGGAUGCUAAUAUAUGAGUACAUGCCGAACAAAAGCUUGGACUAUUUCAUUUUUGGUCUAAAUAGAAGACUAGAACUUCCAUGGCAAAAGCGAUUUGAAAUUGCCAUGGGCAUAUUAAGGGGAAUUCUCUACCUUCAUCAGGACUCAAGAUUAAGAAUUAUUCAUAGGGAUCUCAAAGCAAGCAACAUUUUACUAGAUGAAGAACUAAGUCCGAAAAUUUCAGACUUUGGGAUAGCAAGAAGUUUUGGGAGAGAUCAAAUUAAAGCCAAAACAAAGCGAGUAAUCGGAACAUAUAGUUAUAUGUCGCCAGAGUAUGCCAUUGAUGGAAAAUUUUCAGUAAAAUCUGACGUCUUUAGUUUAGGUGUGCUUUUACUUAAGAUCGUGAGUGGCAAGAAGAACACGAAAUUUCACCAUCCUGAUCACUAUCAUUCUCUUUUGGACCAUACUUGGUUGCUGUGGAAUGAUCACAGAGUCCUGGAACUAGUGGAUUCAUGUUUGAAAAGUACAUACAUUGAAUCUCAAGUACUAAAAUGUAUUCAAGUGGGUCUACUAUGUGUUCAGAAACUGCCAAACGACAGACCAACCAUGUCAUCAGUAGUUUUUAUGUUGGGUAAUGAGGGGGUAGCAUUGCCUGAACCCAAACAGCCUGGUUUCUUUGUGGAAAGAAGUUUUAUUGAUUCAGAUUCAUCAACGGGUGAGAGAAGUCAUACUGAAAAUGCAUUGACAAUGACAAUAAUGGAACCCAGAUAGAAGUAGCGCCUAUUGCAUAAUGUUGUUGUAGUGAUGGAGUUGAUUCAUAUCAAGGAGAGAAAAAAAAAAAAAAAAAAAAAAAAAAUAUUGUAAUGUAUAUACGUGGAUUGUUUUAUUUGUUAAAUCAAAUUUUCUGAAAAUUUAGCUUUGACUGCUAUUCACCUAUUGUAAAGAAUUGGACAAUGAGAAGUGGA
Molecule: messenger RNA, 1352 nt
Organism: Cornus florida
Lineage: Eukaryota; Viridiplantae; Streptophyta; Magnoliopsida; Cornales; Cornaceae
Product: G-type lectin S-receptor-like serine/threonine-protein kinase SD1-1
Exons: 7
Coding region: 1-1158 (385 amino acids)
Biological process (GO): protein phosphorylation
Molecular function (GO): ATP binding; protein serine/threonine kinase activity
Source: RefSeq, a predicted model, not a curated record